UCUUUCAAAUCCAUUCACUCUAAACACAGAGUCACUGAAAGAGAGUGUGAGUAAGCGCGCGCAUUAAUGCCUCCCUGCAACAAAGCGUGACGGAGAGAGAGAGUGAUAACUCUAAACCCUUUUUUUCACUUAAAAAUCGAACUUUGGGUACUAUUGUCCUCUGCAGGGAUUCUUUAUGGAGAUGGAUCUGAGCAAGGUAACUCUUGACAUUUUCACAACGCUUGAACAGAAAUGGCUCUCCCACAGCCACAGGAAGACCCGCAUCCUUAGCAUCGACGGUGGCGGUACCACUGCCAUUGUCGCCGGAGCUUCCAUCCUUCACCUCGAAGACCAGAUCCGCCUCCAGACCGGCGAUCCUCACGCUCAGAUCUCCGAUUUCUUUGACAUUGUUGCCGGUACCGGAAUCGGAGGCAUCCUCGCCGCCCUGCUGGUCGCCGACGACGGCUCCGGGAGGCCAAUGUUCACCGCCAGAGACGCUGUCAAGUUCAUCGCGGAGAAGAACUCGGAGCUCUUCGAGAUCAAGCACACGGGAGUGUUCAGGAGAAACCGGAGGAGAUACUCAGGCAGCAGCAUGGAGAGGGUUCUGGAGGCGGCCUUUCGGAGGGAGGAUGGCAAGGUGCUGACUAUGAAGGACACGUGUAAGCCUCUCCUCGUUCCUUGCUACGACCUCAAAUCCUCUGCUCCUUUCGUUUUCUCACGCGCCGGCGCCUCCCAGUCUCCCAGCUUCAACUUCGAGCUCUGGAAAGUCUGCCGUGCCACGUCGGCGACUCCUAGCUUGUUCAAGCCGGUCAAUGUGGUGUCGGUGGACGGGAAGACCACUUGCUCGGCCGUAGACGGAGGUUUGGUGAUGAACAAUCCAACCGCUGCUGCCGUCACGCAUGUCCUACACAACAAGCGAGAUUUUCCGUCGGUUAACGGCGUCGAUGACUUGCUCGUGCUAUCGUUAGGAAACGGCUCAUCCUCUUCCCCUACGGGAAUGGGAAAGAAACUGAGGCGUAACGGAGACUGCUCCACGUCAUGCGUCCUGGACAUUGUGCUUGACGGGGUUUCCGAUACCGUCGACCAGAUGCUAGGGAACGCUUUCUGUUGGAACCGUACGGACUACGUUAGAAUCCAGGUGAGCGGUUUACCGACCGGCGGAGAGGAGAUUGUGGGGCGGAGAAAAACGGCGGAGGAGUUGCUGAAAGAGAGAGGUGUAGAAACGGCGCCGUUCGGAGGGAAACGGUUACUAACGGAAACAAACGGAGAAAGAAUCCAGAGUUUUGUGCAACGUCUUGUUGCCUCAGGAAAGUCGACAAGUCUCCCUCCAAGUCCUUGCAAGGAAUCUGCCGUUAAUCCUCUCGCUGACGGCCGUUAAGUUAUUUCUGUCUGUUUUUUUUUUUUUAAUUUAUUUCCGGUGAUGUAAGUUUUUACCAAGUCUUAGGGUUUAUUUUUUUUUUUGACUUGAAUGAUAUGGUAGUUUUAUUCUGAUAUAUA
Messenger RNA from Eruca vesicaria subsp. sativa (arugula), 1476 nucleotides. Lineage: Eukaryota; Viridiplantae; Streptophyta; Magnoliopsida; Brassicales; Brassicaceae. The record is from the annotation of a GenBank genome assembly.